This is a messenger RNA of Colossoma macropomum (tambaqui), 7160 nucleotides long. It is a transcript of the gene rerea, whose product is annotated as arginine-glutamic acid dipeptide (RE) repeats a. Gene Ontology annotation, molecular function: chromatin binding; transcription corepressor activity; sequence-specific DNA binding. Gene Ontology annotation, cellular component: nucleus. Gene Ontology annotation, biological process: regulation of DNA-templated transcription. The record is from RefSeq and is a predicted model, not a curated record. Lineage: Eukaryota; Metazoa; Chordata; Actinopteri; Characiformes; Serrasalmidae.
UACCGGAUGAAGUGAUACGGUUUACCGUGUCUUUUUUCUCUCUUGGUGGGAUUUCUUUGUUUUGGCCCAGGCCGAUAAGUUCGGCGGGGUCAUCUGUUAGAAACAGACGAGGAUUAUACCUUUCCUUCGAGGCAGUGGAGUGGAAGUUAGCCGGGCAGACUGGAGACUGUAGCGGCUCUUCUGAAACACUGGGGUUGUUGGUGUGGCCAAAUUUUCCCUGGAUUAGCUUGGUAAAUUCAGAAGACUGAAGCCCAGGCUCACAGUCUACCUUUCACGGAGGCCAAGCCGUGAGAGGACAGAGGAAGGCACGUGGCGAAUCAUGACUGCCGACAAAGAGAAGGACAAGGAGAGGGAGAGGGACCGCGACCGGGACAGAGAGCGCGACAAGCGGGAGAAGACUCGCGAGAGCGAGAGCUCGCGGCCCCGGCGCAGCUGCACACUGGAGGGCGGCGCCAAAAACUACGCUGAGAGCGAGCACAGCGAGGAUGAGGAGAACGAGGCGGCUGGAGGCGCCACAGCCGAGGAGGCCACCAAGAAGAGCAAGAAGAAACUGCCCAAGAAGAAGUCGCGCUACGAGCGCACGGAGACCGGAGAGAUCACCUCCUUCGUCACGGAAGAUGACGUCGUUUACAGACCCGGCGAUUGUGUGUACAUAGAGAGCCGGCGGCCCAACACGCCCUACUUCAUCUGUAGCAUUCAGGACUUUAAACUGAGUAAACGGGACCAUCUGUUAAUGAGUGUGAAAUGGUACUACCGCCAGUCCGAGGUACCUGACUCUGUCUACCAGCACCUAGUACAGGACCGCAACAAUGAGAACGACUCUGGUCGGGAGCUAGUCAUUACUGACCCUGUGGUAAAAAGCAGAGAGCUCUUCAUCUCGGACUAUGUGGACACCUACCAUACUGCGGCCCUCAGGGGGAAAUGCAACAUAGCCCACUUCUCUGACAUUUUCGCUGCCAGGGAGUUCAAACCACGAAUCGACUCCUUUUUCUACAUUUUAGGAUAUAACCCAGAGACUAGGCGGUUAAACAGCACACAAGGGGAGAUUCGAGUAGGACCCAGUCACCAGGCCAAGCUCCCGGAGCUGCAGCCCUUUCCCUCUCCUGGAGGCCAGCCUGUGACUGAGAAUGAAGAGCUGGUCUGGAUGCCCGGGGUCAAUGACUGUGACCUGCUUAUGUACCUGCGGGCAGCCAGGAGCAUGGCAGCAUUUGCAGGGAUGUGUGAUGGAGGGUCAACAGAGGAUGGGUGCCUUGCUGCCUCACGUGACGACACUACACUCAAUGCAUUAAACACUCUACACGAGAGCAGCUACGAUGCAGGGAAGGCCCUGCAGCGGUUGGUGAAGAAGCCUGUGCCCAAGCUGAUUGAGAAGUGCUGGUCCGAGGACGAAGUGAAGCGGUUCAUAAAAGGGCUGAGGCAAUAUGGCAAGAACUUCUUCAGGAUUCGGAAAGAGCUGCUACCAAACAAGGAAACGGGAGAAUUGAUCACUUUUUACUAUUACUGGAAGAAAACCCCAGAGGCUGCUAGCUCCCGAGCUCACCGCAGACACCGCAGGCAACCAGUCUUCCGCCGGAUCAAGACCCGCACCGCCUCCACACCGGUCAACACUCCCUCCCGCCCUCCUUCCAGCGAGUUUUUGGACCUAAGCUCAGCCAGUGAGGAUGACUUUGACAGUGAGGACAGCGAACAGGAGCUGAAGGGCUACGCCUGCCGCCACUGCUUCACCACCACCUCCAAGGACUGGCACCACGGGGGCCGUGAGAAUAUCCUGCUGUGCACCGACUGCCGCAUCCAUUUCAAGAAGUACGGUGAACUGCCCCCCAUCGAGAAGCCUGUGGACCCGCCGCCGUUCAUGUUCAAACCUGUCAAAGAGGAAGAGGAUGGACUCGGCGGGAAGCAUAGCAUGAGGACUCGACGGAACCGUGGGCCGAUGUCGACGCUACGAAGUGGCCGGAAGAAGCAGACAGCCAGCCCAGAUGGCAGAGCCUCACCAACCAAUGAGGACCUGCGGUCAAGUGGCCGUACCUCCCCCAGUGCAGCCAGCACCUCCAGCACUGACAGCAAGACUGACUCAAUGAAGAAACCCAGCAAGAAAAUAAAAGAGGAGGCGCCAUCGCCUAUGAAGAGUGCCAAACGCCAGCGAGAGAAAGGAUCCUCAGACACAGAGGAGCCAGAGAGGGCCAGCGCUAAGAAGUCAAAGACUCAAGAACUGAGUCGACCUGACUCACCUUCGGAAUGUGAGGGAGAGGGCGAGGGCGAGAGCUCAGAUGGCCGCAGCGUAAACGAUGAGGGCAGCAGCGACCCUAAGGACAUUGACCAGGACAACCGCAGCUCCUCUCCCAGCAUCCCCAGCCCGCGCGACAACGAGAGCGACUCAGACUCAUCUGCGCAGCAGCAGGUCCUUCAGGGCCAGCAUCCUCCUGUUAUCCAGUGCCAGACGGGUGCACUGCCCCCAGCAGCCUCUUCUUCCACAGCCACAGCAACCACACCACCAACGUCAGGGGCCUCAGCGCUUCCCUCACAGGUGUCUCCGUCCAUCCCCCCCACCUCCAUGCCUCCUCAGCAGAUACCUCCAGCAGGCCCGCUCUCUCAUAUCCAGUCUGGAGCGGCACUGCACCCUCAGAGGCUGCCCUCUCCUCACUCACCAAUGCAGGGUAUGCCUCAGCCCCCAGCGCCCCCCCAGACUGGCCCUCAGCCUCUGCAGCCUCCACUACAUGGCCCAAUGCCUCCCAUGGGCCACCCUCUGCAGACGGGGCCCCAUAUGCCUCAUCCUCAUCCCUUACCUCCACAACCUUUCCCUCACGCUCAGUCUCAGGUCCCUCCGUCUCCCUUAUCGGGCCAGGCACAAGCCUCAUCCAUGUCCCAGCAACAGCAGCCUCACACUCCUCCAUCACAAUCACAACAGUCCUCCUCACAGAGCAGUGGGCAGCCCCCUCGAGAGCAGCCCCUUCCCCCUGCACCCAUGUCCAUGCCCCACAUCAAACCUCCACCCACAACCCCCAUCCCACAGAUGCAAAACCCUCAAUCACACAAGCACCCCCCACACCUCUCUGCGCCUCCAUUCCCACAGAUGCCUUCCAACUUGCCCCCGCCUCCUGCCUUGAAACCCCUCAGCUCCCUGUCUACACACCACCCACCCUCAGCCCACCCACCUCCACUGCAGCCCAUGCCGCAGCAGCUGCAGCCUCCGCCUGCACAGCCUCCAGUACUCACCCAGUCCCAAAACUUGCCUGCCGUAAGCAGCCAUGCACCUCCUCCAGCUCCACCUCUGCCCCCCUCUGCCACCUCCUCGCACUCAGCUUCUUCUCAGCCAACCUUCCCUCCUCAUCCCUACAUCCCAGGCAGCUCAGCCUCUAUCCCGCCCUCCUCCGUUCCAUCCUCUGCAGCGGGCCCCCUGGCUGGACUGCAGCAACCCCCCUCCUCCAUCUCUAUGCCCCUGCCUGCCUCAGUCAGCGCGCCCUGCCCAGGACCCUCCACUGUGCCGCCUGUGCAAAUUAAAGAGGAACCUCUGGAUGAAGCCGAGGAACCAGAGAGUCCCCCACCUCCACAGAGGAGUCCCUCACCAGAGCCCACCAUCGUCAACACACCUAGCCACGCCAGCCAGUCCGCACGGUUCUACAAGUAUUUGGACAGAGGCUACAACACGUGUGCAAGAACGGACUUCUACUUUACUCCACUGCCAUCGUCCAAGCUGGCCAAGAAACGAGAGGAGGCGCUGGAGAAAGCGAAAAGAGAAGCUGAGCAGAGAGCACGGGAAGAGAAAGAGAAGGAGAGGGAACGUGAGAAGGAGAGGGAAAGGGAACGAGAACGGGAGAAGGAGGCAGAGAGAGCUGCUAAGGCUUCCAGUUCUUCUCAUGAGAGUCGGAUGGGAGACCCUCAGAUGGCAGGACCGGCUCACAUGCGGCCACCCUUCGACCCCCCUCCCACCACCAUCGCUGCUGUGCCACCUUACAUUGGGCCAGACACACCUGCCCUGCGCACACUCAGCGAGUAUGCCCGGCCCCAUGUUAUGUCUCCCACCAACCGCAACCACCCGUUCUUCAUGUCCCUCAACCCCACAGACCCCCUGCUGGCCUACCACAUGCCUGGGCUGUACAACGCAGACCCUGGAAUGCGCGAGCGUGAGCUGCGAGAACGAGAGAUGCGUGAGAGGGAGAUCCGUGAGAGGGAGCUGAGGGAGAGAAUGAAGCCUGGCUUUGAGGUUAAACCCCCAGAGCUGGAUAGCCUGCACCCCUCCACAAACCCCAUGGAGCACUUUGCCCGACAUGGGCCCAUCGGUUUGCCGCCCAUGGCUGGCCACCCUUUUGCUUCCUUCCAUCCGGGCCUGAACCCACUGGAGAGGGAGCGUCUGGCGCUGGCUGGGCCCCAGCUGCGGCCAGAGAUGACUUACCCAGAGCGCCUGGCAGCUGAGAGACUACAUGCUGAAAGGAUGGCCUCAGUGGCCAGCGACCCCAUUGCCAGACUGCAAAUGUUCAACGUGACACCACAUCAUCACCAGCACUCGCACAUUCACUCUCACCUCCAUCUACAUCAGCAAGACCCACUGCACCAAGGUUCUGGGGCACACCCGCUAGUUGACCCACUGGCUGCAGGACCACACCUGGCCCGCUUUCCCUACCCACCUGGAGCCAUCCCCAACCCUCUGCUCGGACAGCCUCCACACGAACACGAGAUGCUCCGGCACCCUGUGUUUGGUACUCCAUACCCUAGAGAUUUGCCAGCAGGGUUGCCGCCUCCCAUGUCAGCAGCACAUCAGCUGCAGGCUAUGCAUGCACAGUCCGCAGAGCUGCAAAGACUGGCCAUGGAGCAGCAGUGGCUUCACGGACACCACCACAUGCACGGGGGCCCUCUGCCUGGACAGGAGGACUACUACAGCCGGUUGAAGAAGGAGAGCGAUAAGCAGCUGUGAUCAUUGGAGGGAUGUGACAUCGCAGAGGUCUGCAGGACACAGGAGGUCGCCCCAGAACAGUCACGGAAAGGAACUUGUGUGUCCUUGGAAUAUUUUUAGUUUGCAGAAGAACAGAAAAGUGACAAGGAUUGUCUGAAGACCUUUUUUCUGUUGUCAGCUUUCUUUUCUAUUAUGGACAUUUUUAUUUUCUAAAGACAUUGACUUCAUUUUUGGUAUAUAGCGUUCAAGUAGUGACAACGUCCUCAAGACUGAUUGUGACUUUCCUGCAUGAACAUCCUCUGAGAAGCUUCCCUGACGUUUUUGUAGGUGCUAGAAUACCAGACACUUUGUCACUGUGCUUAUUCAAAAAAGAGGAAGAGAACAGUUGGGCCAUUAUAUCUGAAAAGUGCUAUCUUAAAUUCAAUGUUUAUUUUAAUACAUUGUAGGAGGUUUUCAUAAUUUUAAGAAAAGCUGCAGCAUGGCGUUUUUUUGAGUCUGUAAAUAGUAUAUAUAUAUACAUAUUAUUAUUAUUAUUAUUAUUAUAAUUAUUAUUAUUAGGUGUGGAUUCCUAACCGAGUUGUUAGACCUCCGAUAUAAUAGUUCUGAAGCAUCAUCCCUUGUUUCAGAGGGGACGAGAUGGCAUUAUUUGAGCAGGUAGUCGUAUCAGGUGGUUUGCGGUCCAUAAAACAGGGUCGCUGGGAGAAUGGUACCAGAUUUUUAUCCACACACACUUAAGGUUAAUGCUCAAGUUGAGCUGCUUUUUGUCCUUUAGACUGUCAGCAACAAACAGACAUACAAAAAAGUCCAUUCAUGAUGUCAUGACCAUCUUCAUUUCCUUUUACGGUUAGAUUUAGAAUGAGUUUUUGUUAUGAGACACAUGAAGGUAAGAGUAAUGGCUCAAAGUUUGUGCGCGAGGGCUUACACCCAGAUCCUUCUGAAAAGCCAAAAUUGCACUGAAUAACUUGGAAAAGAUGAAAUGUUGAACUCUAAUUGGUUUUAAGUGAACUGACAGUGUGAAUGAGAGCAUUUUAACAUAUUUUUGUCUUGAUUCUGUGUACCAAAGCAAAGAAGCUGAAGUUCAUAAUCUUUUAUAAACGUGAAUUGGGUUCAGAUCUUUACGCGCAGCUUUGUGAAAGAAUUUAAACAAAACUGAUCCUGGUUGAUAAAGGCUGGAUAUGGCCAGAGUUUUCCUCAGUCUCCAAGAAUGCUUUUAAGGAUUUUUUAAGUCACUAGGUGCUAAUGGAAAAAGAUGGCACUGCAGUCUAGCCCACCUCCACUACUCGAGUCACUUUUCCUCCAGUGUGCGAGGCUCCUUAGUCAUUCUCACUGUGAUAACUCGAAAGACAUGGUUUUCAGCAGACAAUGGAUAAAGAGCUUUGAACAAGAGUUUGCGUAUUCCUGUGUGCAUGUUUGCAGUAGUGGAGAUGAACAUGUUACCACUGCAGCUUCUCUCUGCAUUCCUGACACCCCAUGAUGCAUGGCCUCCCUGGUCUCUCUGUCCCUGUCAUGACGAGGCUGAGCGACAGCCAUUGUGGACUGUUACGUGCAGUAUUGGCUGUUUUUAUGUCACACCAGUUUGAACCACCCACAAUCCAUCAUGGCCAUUUUUACAUCUUUAAAGAAUUCAUUUUAUGUCCAUGAAUACUGUCACUGCUGCAAGGUGGUUCGGUUUUCUGUUUUAAUUUGAAUAAUACUUGAUGAACAGUACUGUUUCAGAUGAUACCAGUUUUUCUUUUUUUAUAUAAAAAAGUAAAUCCACAUUCUUUUAAAGCUUGCACAAAAACCCAUUUUGAAAGUACAAACCCAAACUCAAUCAUCAGCCCUUUUUUUUUAGUUGGACUCUACCAUCUACCUGUCUCUGUCUGUAUGAUGUAUACAAUGUUCUGAUUUUGUUUUCAGCAUUUCCUCCUUUUUGUCCCCUUUUUUGUGUCUUAAACCUUUGAUGUUGAGUGUUGUCAAUGGUUUAGCUUCUUGUUUCAAAGCGGCAAUAGCAGAAUGUAAAUUCUGACUGCUAAGAUUUAUAUAUACUGGUAUCUUGAAGCUUAUUGUAUAUAUUAGUAGUCGCCAUGGGAUGACACAAUGUAAACAAAAAGUAGAAAUAAUUAAAACGAAAUUGUGAGUCCUGUGUUCUCCCCAUUUGAGUAUUUUGUAAUUUUUUUGAAAAAUUUGUGGAAUUAAAAUAAAACUAAGUUACACCACAAGGAUACUUGAUUUCUAGUUAAUAUCACUUUGUUAUAUGACAUGGCAAAAGUAAAUGUUCAUGCUGACAAAA